AUGUCAACAUACCUCAUAACCGGCACCUCCCGCGGCCUGGGCCUCGCCCUGGUACGCCACCUCGCCAGCCUCCCCAGUUCCUCUGUAGGAACCAUCUUCGCAACAUCCCGCUCAGAACACCCAAACCUACACGAACUCAGCCAACAGGAUGAUUUGACUGAGACCUUCCAUACAAACGUCACUGGCACCCAUAAUGUUACCCGGGCAUUCCUCCCUCUACUCCGCGAGGGACAGAGGAAGCUCGUUGUUAAUAUUUCGACAACCCUCGGCUCAAUGACUCUCGCACCAGUCUACAAACUCGCGCCAGCACCAGCUUACAAAAUCACCAAAGCAGCAUUGACCAUGUUGACGGUGCAGUACGCGCAGGAUUACGCAAGCGAGGGAUUCACCUUUCUCGCUGUGAGUCCCGGUUGGCUCCAAACAGAAAUGGGAGGGUCACGAGCCGAUCUCCCCCCUGCGACCGGGGCAGAGGCAGUCCUCAAUAUCGUGCAGAAGGCAACCCCGUCUCAGAACGGAAAGGCUCUAAAUAUUCAUGUGCCGGGAUGGGAGGAGAAUGAGGGAUUGAAUCAGUACGAUGGCAAGGAGGUGCCGUGGUAA
Messenger RNA from Aspergillus thermomutatus, 597 nucleotides. RefSeq lists its product as uncharacterized. Lineage: Eukaryota; Fungi; Ascomycota; Eurotiomycetes; Eurotiales; Aspergillaceae. The transcript is spliced from 4 exons. The coding region runs from base 1 to 597 and encodes 198 amino acids. Gene Ontology annotation, molecular function: oxidoreductase activity, acting on the CH-OH group of donors, NAD or NADP as acceptor. The record is from RefSeq and is a predicted model, not a curated record.